Messenger RNA from Labrus bergylta (ballan wrasse), 3276 nucleotides. It is a transcript of the gene bcl2l12, whose product is annotated as BCL2 like 12. NCBI's taxonomy places the organism in Eukaryota, Metazoa, Chordata, Actinopteri, Labriformes, Labridae. The record is from RefSeq and is a predicted model, not a curated record. Gene Ontology annotation, biological process: regulation of extrinsic apoptotic signaling pathway.
GUCUGUGUGUGUGUGUGUGUGUGUGUGUGUGUGUGUGUGUGUGUGUGUGUGUGUGUGUGUGUGUGUGUGUCUAUUCAAACUGAAUUCUGUGCCGUGCGGUCCUGAGGUGAUAUCUGAGUCCGGCUCGGUCCGGUCACUCCCAAUCCUUGUACCAGUGUCAGACUGAACCGAGACGCUGUGCAGGGUUGGGGGGGGCUGUGCUGAGCUCUGCUGCUCUCAUGAACUCUGAUUGGUCCAUGACUUUGUCUGACAGACGUUUGAUUCCUUGUCUCUGUGUUUGAGCUCGUAGAUCAGACCUCCAGGUGUGAACACAUUAACCUCUGGUUGUCUGUUUCCUGUUCUCACUUCAUGUGUUCAUGUUUCAGUGCCUGUGCUCAUGUUCGAUGCUUUUGUCACAUUUCCUGUCAGGUACAGUAAAGUUGAAUUAAAGUUGAAAUGAUUUUGACUGGAGACUCCUCGUUGUCCCUCUCUGAUUGUCUUACUGUAUGAUGAGAGAAUAAUGUCUGAGUGUUUGAGAUACAGAGUACAGCAGGAUUACAUCACAUGAAAAGUUCAUAUCUAAAUGGACUGAGGCUGCUGAGUAAAGAGUCCAUCAGUAUUAACUCAUCCAUUCAUACACAUUCACAAACUGAUGAAGUUGAAGUUGAAGAUACAGAAACAAUCUCUCACCUUUUUUUAUUCUUAUUUAUCCAAAAGAUUCUGGAUCGAGUAACUGUUCGAUCCAGAAUCGAAACAGAUCUUCAAAAUAAAUCCACAAGAGUCUUUGUCAAAGAUUAGAUACGAGUCAAAGAUAAGACAGUGAGCUUUAAAGACAAGACAAAGACUGAUAACAAGUACAGCAGUACAACUUCAUAUGUAGUUAAACUAUCAUUCUCUAAACCUCAAAGUCGUGGUUUGUUACAAUGAUAAUAAAUAAUAAUAAUAAACUUUAUUACACUAUAGUCAAAGUUUUGAAAUUCUCAAAGUCACUGUUGAAAUUUUCAAUUUUUCAUUUAGAAUUCAAGUCCAUCAUUUAAUCCAAUCACUUCUUUUAACCAACCACAGAAAAUGAAUAAAAUGUCUGAAUGAUUAUGUCAGCUGUUCCCUGAGACCUGGAGGUAAAGAAUGAAUGACCUAUAUAACUACUGUUUGUGAUUUAAUCUGUCUUUAUUUUGAUGUGUUAGCUUCUAUUAGGGAUAAUAAUAAAAAAUCUGGUUUAUGUUGAGCUUUGUGUUGCUCCUGUUUGUUUUAUUCUGUGUUCACGUUCUGCUUUACAACCCUGUCUUACUAUAAGUAUCAACAACAACAACAACCUGUAAACUCGUGAACAGGAAGUGGUAACCGUAUGGGAACGCUGUUGCGUACCAUGGGCGCCCAAACGUCCUUUCUCCUCGCUCCUUUUGGGUUCUAUUGAUCUGUGUCCAUCUGUCCAUCUUCACGUUUUUUACAUCUUUUCCAAAUCCACUGCAAACUUUCUGAAACGUCAUCACGGUAAGCACGUCAACAUCUGUAGGCUCCAGGCUCCGCCCCCGGCUCCCUGCGCACACACACACAUACACACACAAAGAGAGAGAGACGGGACGGAGACACACACAGACACGGACAGCUGAGUGAAUCUGUCCGAACAGAAAGCAAAGAUGUCGUGUACAGAGCGCCUCCCCUCUGUCUCCUCCGUCUCCUCCAUCUCUCUGAUGGAGAUUAAAGCUGACACUCAGCUGGUCCUCAAAGCCUUCCUCCAUCGGACCCUCGCCCUCCCACUGGUGGAGCGGCCAGGCAGAGUGGGAGGAGCCUACGUAGACCACAACAAGUACAGGUUCAAAGCUCAGCCUCACUCGAAGGACAGCUGUGACUCACAGGCCGAGGACGUCAGCUCAGACGAGAAGAAACCUGGAUUUAAAGAUUUGAUCAAGCAGGUUCCUCGUAGAAAUACAUCCCGUAGAUCUGCUAAAGACUCUAAAGGAUCUCUGGACAGAGAGAACAGGACCAAACCAGGACAUAGCAGGGACCAAUUAAAGGUGUCCCCCUCCUCUUCAUCAGAUGGAGACGACGGGGAGAAGAGGCCGAAGAAGAAGCUGAACCCGAAGAGGAUCAGAGAGAGGCUGUCCAAGAUCUUCAGAUUGAGAAACAAAGACCGAGAAAGAGACAAAGAUGAAGACAGAGACGGAGACAGAGACAUAAACAAAGACGGAGGCAAAGUCCAUCCUCAGAGGCCCAGCAGUCUGUCCAUCAGAGGACCAGAACCUGCACCUUCCCUCAUCUCCCCCAAUCAUCCUCCUGAGUUUUACGAAGAAGUGGCAGAAAAACUGGAACAGAUCGCCCAGAAGUCCACCAGUAUAAAAAAACAAAGUCCAGCCCCCCAGACUUCACCUGUGAGUGAGAAAGAGAUCGUGGUCCAGAGGCUGGUCCAGGUUCUGUCUUUGGAGGGAGACUCUAUCAACACUAAGAUCGAGUCCGACCCCUUCCUGCGCUCCACCCUGACUCGUCUCUCUUAUCCGUCCUUCGCCAAACUGCUCGACACCCUCAGCAGCACUCAGGUGUCUGAGGCCCCGCCCCCGCCCCCCACUGCAAGUCCCUCUGCAAGCCCCACGCUUAAACGGAUGGCAGUGACCAUGGAGGUUUCAAGGAGGAUCGUCACGGCAACGGGAGCUCAGCGCAUGCAGGGCUACGCUGAGUGCUACAUGGAGACGUUUGCCCCCUGGGUGAAGAGUCAGGGAGGCUGGGAGAACAUCGUUGAACAGAUGGAGGAUCCUGCAGAGUUUGACUGAACAUCAGUCUGAUCUCUGGAUCAUUUCUCAAAGAGAGAGAUCUUUUCUCUGAGCGUCUCAAACAUGGAGUCUCCUAAACAUUACGCUCACUGGACGCUUCGCUCAGAGUUCAUCAUGCUCAGAGGUUUUAAAACUGCUGCAGUUACCGGGAUCAGCCACUAGGAGGAGCUGCUGAGGAGAAAGAAGAUGAUCUCUGCACUGAUUUCUUUUUUACAUAUGAUUGAUGUUUCUUUAAAGGUUCAGACGAACAUCUCCAUCAGCUGACACAAACUGUUUAAAUUGUUUUUGUUGUUUAUAUCGUUUAUGAAGGAAGACGAUUUAAUUUAUUUAUAGAGAAAUGUUUUAAUGUGGUAUGAAGAUGUAAAAAAGAAAUGUUUCAUAUUUAUAGUGAAGCAGCAGAAAUGUAAACGUAUUUUAUUUACAGCACAUGGAAACAGAAGUUGAUAUGUGUACAUGCUGAAUGUAUUUACAUCAUGUUAUUUAUUAGAGAGAUGUGAUGAAGUCACAGAAUAAUAAAAACACCUCAAACAUC